UAUUCAUCUCUUUCAUUCCCAACCAGAGCUUAAGAAAUUACUGGUUAUCUCCCUCUAUAUCUCUCUCACUCACUUAGUUUUUGAAGUAGUUUAUGUAUAUGUUUCAAAUUUUGGUAGCUCACAUGCUUAUCAAUUUUAUAUGUUUUGUGAAGCCAACAAGUGUUAUAGAAGUCAUUCCAACUCUGCAAAUUAGAACUCUACAUAUACAUCAAGUUUCGUUUUGUAAAAUUUUAUAUAAUUACUACUCAUUUGUUUAUAUAAAAUAUAUAUAUUCGUAUGUAUAAUCUUACUUUUGUAAUCAUUUGCAAACAUGAAACAAGGUCUCUCUUCUUUUUAGAUAGAUCGCUGUUUUCUGUUCUUGUUUGAUAGAGUGGGAAAUUUAAUGUAUGUAGUGGCAUAUCCGAACCGAGCAGUAGAAAGUAAUAAGUUUUUGAUAUGCCACUAUACACUAUAUUGGUUAGUCAUGAAGUGAUGUUCAUAUAUCUAUUAUUGGUAUAUUAUUAAACCAGUGAGGAUAUAAGUAUGUUGUAUCAUAUCAUGCAACACAAAAGCUCCACAUAUGAUCUAAUUUGUAUCACAAAACUAACUGAACUUAUUUUAUAAUCUUAUAGUAGUAGAACUUGAAGAAAAUAUUGGUGGAUACGUUACAGAAAAAACAAUAUUUAAUAUAUUUUGUAGGAUCUAUGGCGAGGAUGUACCGGAAGUUGGCAAUAUGCGGUGGUGAAGGAGGAAGUGAAUGGGACGACGAUGUAUACGAAGGUGUAAGAAAAGUGUAUGUUGGGCAAGAUCUCUCACGUAUCACUUACAUCAAGUUCGAUUACGUGAAGGUCGACGGAGAAUUAGUAUCACGUGAAUAUGGGACAGAACGUCAACACCCUAAAGAGUUUGUAGUUCAAUAUCCGGACGAACACAUCAUAGCGGUGGAGGGAAGCUACAAAAAAGUGGGUCUCUAUGCCACGGACGUGAUCACGUCUCUCGUUUUCAAGACCUCAAAAGGUAGAAAGUCUCCAACGUUUGGUCCAAACUUGCUGGGACUUGUGAGUGGUACAAAGUUCGUUUUUGAGGAUCAAGGAAAGAAGAUCGUAGGGUUCCAUGGACGGUCUGGUGAUGCCCUCGACGCUCUUGGAGUUUACUUUGUGCACGACUCUCCCACCACAAUGUUGUCUCUUCUUUACAAGCUGGAUGCUCAAGGUGGUUCAGAGGGACGUGUGUGGGAUGAUGGCUCUUACGAUGCCGUUAAAACGCUGCGCAUCUGUCAAGAUGAUUGUCGUAUUACUUAUUUAGAGUUUGAGUACGACAAAUGUGGGAAGUCAGAGAUAUUUCACCAUGGGGUAAAAGGAGGAACACCAUCCGAGUUUAUGCUUGAUUUCCCUGAUGAAUACAUCUAUUCCGUGGAAGCAACCUAUGAUAAGCCAAAACUUUUUCAAAAUACGGUCAUCACGUCGCUCACCUUCCAAACAUCAAAAGGAAAAACAUCAUUCUUUGGGUAUAAAGUGGGUAAGAAAUUUGUUCUUGAGCAAAAGGAUCGUCGACUUAUUGGAUUCCAUGGGAAAGAAGGUGAUGCUAUUGAUGCUCUGGGAGCGUAUUUUGCACCUAUUCCUGCUCCUACUCCUUUGAUUCCAGCCAAGAAACUACCAUCCGUAGGCGGCAAUGGAGGUGUUACAUGGGAUGAUGGUAUCUAUGAUGAUGUAAGGAAAGUAUACAUAGGCCAAGGUAACGAUGGUGUAUCCUUUGUCAAGUUUGAGUACAUUAAAGGCACAAACUUGGUAUCGGGAGAUGAUCAUGGGAAGAUGACAUUACUUGGAUCUGAAGAGUUUGUUCUUGAAGACGGUGAAUAUCUCACGGCCUUGGUAGGUUACUACGAUAAGAUUUUCGGAGUGGAUGAACCAGUAAUUAUCUCUCUUCAGUUCAAGACGAACAAAAGGGAGUCAAGUCAGUUUGGAAUGGAUUCUGGUGAGAAGUUCACUCUCGGGGAGAAUGGCUAUAAAAUCGUUGGGUUCCAUGGACAAGCUAGUGAUGUCAUCCACGGUGUUGGAGUCACUAUCAUUCCCAUCACCACCACCUAGUGAAAAUAAAACCUUUAUUAUCUUAUCAAUUCCAGCCAAUCAUAUGAGUUGAAUAUUAUCAAUCAUAUUAUUAUGUCUUUGUAUCAAAAUUAUAUGUUUUAUCUAUGUAUAUUAUGACUUUUAUAAGAAAAUAAAGUUUCUUUUAC
Eruca vesicaria subsp. sativa (arugula) is the source of this 2212-nucleotide messenger RNA. The record is from the annotation of a GenBank genome assembly. Lineage: Eukaryota; Viridiplantae; Streptophyta; Magnoliopsida; Brassicales; Brassicaceae.